AUGAAAGCUCCACUAAUUUUAUUUGGUGGUAUAAUUGUUCUUUCUCUUGCGGUUGCGAGAGCACUUUCAUGUAUUUGUUCACCAUUAGAAUGUGACGUUCUUACUGAGGAGGAUUGUCCUGGGGGACUUACUUGGGAUCCUUGCAAGUGUUGUAAAGUUUGUGCUCGCGUUGAAGGUGAACCAUGUGGCGGACUUUUUGGAUUUUCUGGUCGUUGUGCGGUUGGACUACAGUGUGUCAUUAAAAAUCUUCGUCCACCUGAUGAAUUGGAUGAAGGAAUUUGUUCAAGUAAGUAUUCCUCAUUUUUUACGCAAUAA
Messenger RNA from Cotesia congregata, 315 nucleotides. The record is from the annotation of a GenBank genome assembly. Lineage: Eukaryota; Metazoa; Arthropoda; Insecta; Hymenoptera; Braconidae.